This is a messenger RNA of Blepharisma stoltei, 1514 nucleotides long. The record is from the annotation of a GenBank genome assembly. NCBI's taxonomy places the organism in Eukaryota, Ciliophora, Heterotrichea, Heterotrichida, Blepharismidae.
AUGGCUUUUUUUCCAACUUCUACAAUAUCUUGUGUGCUAAACCCAAGCGACCUGCAUGCUUUCCAUAUUAAAUCAGGAUUGAUUCUGGUCAAAAAUUUUCCUUCACCUUCAUGCAGGAGUGCAUAUUUUUUAAUAAACCACUCAAGUCCUCUUUCAUGCAAAAGUUUUAGUUUUUCUUCAUCCACUAUUUCUUCUUCGCUUUGAUUAUUAAUGAAAUCGUGUUUGGCUCUUUCUUCAUCAAUAUGGAAAAAAUCAUGGACUUUCAGCUUUUUCACUAUGUCGUUUCUGAUAACUUUUAGUAAAACUUCGACAUCAUUAGAGUUCUCAAUUAUAGUGUAUUUAUGUAAAUUGGCAGAAUGAUUAUAAAUUUUUAAAGAUAAGUCUCUAUAGAAUUUACUUACUCCCCCCCCAUCCUUGAUCGAACGACUCGCCAUCGUUCGAUCAAGGAUGGGGGUUAAAAAAAAUUUUUUUGGGAAAAAAAAAUUAUAUAUAAAAUAAAAAAAUAUAUAUAUAUAUAUUUUUUUUUAUUUACUUUUAAAUAAGAGGGUUAAGAGUAUUUAAUAAUUAUUUUUUACAGCAAAAAAUUGAAUUUAUUUCAUAAAAUACCAAUUUUUAAUAUUUUGAUUUAUUAGUUACCCUUUUAAACUGCAUAAAUUUUUAAUUUGUUCCUUAUUGAAUUAUAAAUAAAAUGGCAUUCGGUUCGAGAGAAAUUAGCUUUGCUAAUUUUCUCUCCCUCAUGGAUUUUUAUUUAUAGGGUUAGGUUUUCACUCGAGAACUUCUGGACAGCAAUAGCGGUUUAACUCUGGGGAUAAACCAGAGGAACCACUCCUCAGUCCACUCAAGAUUUCGGGCUUUUACCUCUCAGCACAUCCCCACGGGAGGAUGACCCUUAGGCGAACACGCGCAGGAGCUGAGUCGGGCGACAAGGGCGACGGCAACGCGCCGGGUGAGACGUGCAGCAAGGCCGGUGAAGCAGGAGUUGAUAGAAGGCUUGGACGGGGCUGACCCGUGCCAAGAUGGCUCGCCUACGUCAUCAGUUUUGCCAUAGGCCCUUUUGGGGCUGCGGCACUAGACACCUUAAACACCAGAUAAUUAAGUAAGUAAGUAAGUUCCUUAUUGAAUUAAAUUUUUUUUUUUAAAAUUUUAAAGAGUCUCUAUUUUUUAGAUUAUUGAGUUUUUAAGCCUAGGUUGAUGGCUAAAUCACUUUGGAUGGUUGAUUCCGCAGCUUUCUGUUGUCUCAAAGCUCUGAAAACAACUUCAUUAGGUAUAUCUUCCCAAACUUUUGAUAACUAAUAUAUUUUUAUAUAUAUAAAAAAUUGCAUGAUAUGAAAAUCGUUCGAUCAAGGAUGGGGCUUAAUUUCCCCAAUUUUUAGGAAUUUUUACAGUCAAUCGUUCGAUCAAGGAUGGGAGAGGGGGGAGUUAAUAUAAAAGGGAAUAUAUUCUUCCGAAAUUUUGGGACUUGACCGUUUGCAAGUGAUUUCCCAAAAUGCUGUAGUGCAAUAUCUAAUUCAUAA